Messenger RNA from Plectropomus leopardus (leopard coralgrouper), 7179 nucleotides. NCBI's taxonomy places the organism in Eukaryota, Metazoa, Chordata, Actinopteri, Perciformes, Serranidae. The record is from RefSeq and is a predicted model, not a curated record.
GGUAGUUUGUGUCGGUAGAAGAAGAGGAGUCUGGAGGUCUGAGUGCGGGUCUGAUGGAGCUGCUCAGAUUCUGGUUUUAAUUAAAUAAUUCGGUGAUCUCAGAGAACUUUGAGCGGAGAGCCAGACCCGGUCCGCCGGAUAAACUCUGGAUCGGUCCGCCGGUGACCGCGGGAGGACAUGUACCGGGGACGGCCUCCGCCGAGAGGAGGCUACCCGCCGCCGGCUUUCGAAGGCCGAGGGCCGAGGCCUUACCCGGCACCCGUCUACCGGGACGACCGGAGCCGGCCCAGGCCUCCCUACCACCCCGGAUACCACGACCACGGACACCCGGAAUCCUACCGCCGGUCCCCGCCGCGCAGGAGGUACCCGUCUCCCGGGGCGGGGAGCCACCGAGGCGGGGAGUACUGGGCCGGGGGUCCGCCGAGAGAGAGGUCUCCGUCACCUCGUGGUCCCCAUGAUCACAACCUGGUCAUCACCGUUGGCAACGAGCUGAUUGGACCGUCUGGCUCCGCCCCCUCACGACAUCAUGACAGGGACUACCCUCCUCGACCCGAGUAUGAGCGGGGCCGGAGCCGGCCUCGCAGCCGCAGCCUGGACCGGAGCCAGGCCAAGAACCGGGGCUGGAGCAGGAGCCACAGUCCAGACCGGAGCCGGGUCAAGAGCCAGGCACGGAGCAAGAGUCGGGCGAGGAGCAAGAGCCGGCCCCGCAGCCAGAGCCGCAGUCCAGGCCGGAGCCGAGCCAAGAGCCGGGGCCGGAGCAGGAGCAAGAGUCGCAGUCCAGACCGGAGUAGGGCCAAGAGCCGGGGUCGGAGCAGGAGCCGCACUCCGGACCGAAGCCGAGCCAAGAGCCGGGGUCAGAGCAGGAGCAAGAGUCGCACUCCGGAUCGAAGCCGGGCCAAGAGCCGGGGCCGGAGCAAGAGCCGCCUCCACAGCAGGUCUAGAUCCAGGUCCAGGUCCAGAGGGCGGAGCUACGGGCGCAGUAAGAGCCAUCAGAGGAGCCACAGUCGCAGUGUGAGCAGCAGCAGCUCGAGCUCGAGCAGCGGAAGCGACAGCGAUGAGAAGUCCAGAAAAGAGUUCAAAGAGCUGGAGACGGCCCGGCGCAGGAAGGAGCUUGAGGAGAUGCUGAGUCUGCCGACUAAAUCAAUCCUAAAGAAACGCACCGAUUCCGAGGACUCGCCGUCACUCAUGACCUCCGACUCUCCCAGAGGUCACGACGGCGCCAAUAUGUCACGGGUGGCCGACCAGCUGCUGCAGGCGGUCAGGGGUAUGGAGCCUCACACGGUGGCCUCCAUGCUGUCGGAGCUAAGGUCUGACCCGCAAAUGGCUCACCGCGCUGGUCUCGAUGCCGAAAUCAAAGAGAUCCUCCACCUGCUGGGGGAGCCGGCAGGGGCCAACGCCCAGGAGAAGGCCGUGGAUGACAUCGAUGAUGAGGAGAGGUUCCUCUAUGGAGACUCGGAGGAGGCCAAACCUCCUCCAGAGUCCGAGCCAAUCCAGCACCAUGCACUGGAUCUGUACGGGGACGUGACGGAGGAGGCCUUGUACGGAGACUACCCCCCACAGAAACCCGUCAUCACUCAGAUGUAUGGCCUCCCGCCAGGGGCCUUGCAGCACCUACAGGCCCCACCCUCCAUUGCUGAGAUGGACAUGAGGUACGCGAGCCGGGCCUCCAUCAGCCCUGACCGGAACAUCACAGUGCAGGUGUCGAACCCUGCCAUCCCUCCAGGGACGGAGCCACUGGAGGAGGGUGAGCGUCAAGCUCUGGAGGAGUACGAGAAGAUCCAGGACCUGCUGAAGACCAUCGGCCUAGACCUGGGCGUGUCGGAGAUCAGCAAGAUGGCCGCCAGGACCAAAGAGCGUCUCCAUGGAAACAAGCCACCUCCAAAGACACCCACACGUCGCAGGCGGUAUUCCUCGGGCAGCUCAGAUGGCAGCCGGAGCCACAAGAGGCGGACCCACAGCUCCAGCAGUAGCAGCAGCAGCAGUCGCAGUCGCAGCCGUGGCCGGGGGGGCAGCUGGAGCAGCAACGACGGCCGCAGGAAGAGCUCGGCGCCACCCAGAUCUCACAGAGACUCCAAGGAGACCAACGCUGUGCCGAAAGCACCGCUGCCACAAAAAGAGCCACCGUCACAAACCGCCAAUCCCAAAAUCCUGCCCCCUCAACCCGGGGUGCCCAUACCCGCCUCCCCCCCCUCGCAGGUCCACGGCAUGUUGCCCGUCGCAUUAAUGGUCCCGCCGGGUUACGGCCAUUACGGAAACUACCUUCCCUACAUGCACCAGCAGUGGCCGCCCAUGUACCACCCCCCGCCCCCCAACAUGGCCCCUCCCCCUCACACACCAGCCCCGACGAGUUCCCGCCCCACUCUGCCCUACAAGCACCCUUCAAAAAAACCGGGCCCUGAGCCAGGGGUCAAAGGUCGGUCAAGGGGACGAGUCAGCGGCCACGAGAAGAGAGUGUCGGAGGAGCAGAACAACGAGAGCCAGAAACAAAAGGUUCUGGAGGAGAGAGAGAAGCUGAAGCAGGAGCGAGAGAUCAGGAUGAAGAAGAAAGAAUAUCUGAUGAAGGAGCUGGAGAGGCUCAGGAAGCAACAAGGCGAGCUCCUGAGGAAGAAGCGGCGGGAAAAGGGCGGCCACAAAGACCCUCUGCUGCAGGAGAUCAGCCACCUGCAGGAGGAGGUCAUGGCUCAGAUCUCCAACCUGCGCAAAGAGCACGAAGCCGCAGAGAGGAAACGCAACGAGAUCGAGAAGGUCGCGCUCAUCCUCGGCCUGAUGCCGUCUGACAGGCCCCGCAGGAGCGUCAAACCGGCCGAUGGCCAGGAGGACGAACCGCCGCCACCCCCGCCGCCACCAGAGAAGAAGAACCGUGAGGCGGAGUGGAGUCCUGAUGGACGGCAGGCGGCCAGCAGCUCCACAAUAAAGCCGCCUAUAGUCAUUGUCGCCGCCCCGGCUCUUCCUCCGACCCCACCCCCGCCUCCAACCCCGCCCCCAGAGCCGUUUGAAUACUAUGACGCCGGAAACCACUGGUGCAAAAACUGUAACGUCACCUCUGGUUCCAUGUUUGAUUUUUUCACGCACUUGCACAGCAAGACGCACCGAAAGACUCUGGACCCGUACGACCGGCCCUGGGCCUCCACUCCCACCAAAAUCAGCAAGAAUCUGUCGUCAGAAGAGAAGCUGACGAAACCAGCCAAAGGUUCAGAGUUCUUGCUGCCUGUCAGAGGACUCUUCUGCCUGCUGUGUAAAGAGUUUUAUGGAGACGCCAUCUGUGCAGAAGAGCACGUCACCACACACGCUCACAACGAGAAGUACAAGAAACAAAUGUACGAGAAUCCUUUGUAUGAACAGAAGAGGAAUCUGGACCGCCAGGCUGGACUGGCCUCCGAGAACAGCGGGAAGAAACGCAAACAUGAAGACGAAGAGAAAGGGAACAAGGACAAGGAGGAAAAGUCCAAACACAAAAAGGAGAAAAAGGACAAGGAGAAGAAGAAGGAAGAGGACUUUACUGUUCAGAAGGAGGCGAAAUUUAAAAAGGAGGAAGACGAAGAGGAGAGGCUGAAAACGAGCAAGAAAGAGGAGGAUUUUAAGAAUACCAAAAGCCUGGAAGAGGAGAGGCCUUCUUACAGCAAGAAAGAGGAGGAUGAAAAAUUUAAAUACAGUAAGAAGGAUGAUAAAUACCGCUACAGCAGAGAGGAAGAGGAGCGUGGUAAAUACAGCAGGAGAGAAGAGGACGACCGAUACAAAUACAGCAAAGAAGAAGAAUACCAGUACCGGUAUCGCAGGGAUGAUGAUGAUGACCGUCCCAAAUAUGGUCCAAAAGAAGAGUAUAAAUACGAUAAAUAUUCAGACUAUAGAUCCAAAUAUGACAAAGAGCGAGAUGAAGGAAAACUUAAGGCUGAGAAAGAAGCUUUGAAAAAGCCUGCUCCAGCAAAACCAGCAGGGAAGCCGGAGGUCAGCAAGCCCGAACCUCAGCCAAAGCCGUACGAACUGCCCAAAAUCAUGUGUGGUCCUAGUCCGGCCAUGAGAGCAAAGCUCCGCAAACAGAACCUGGAAACCGGUAAAUCAGCAUCUGCCACAAUAACCCCUUCAUUUGGAAAGUUCACAUGGAAAAAGAGGGAGAAUGUUCUCGCAAAGGAGGCAGAAAAAGUUGCCGCAGAGUUCAUCAAAGAUGAUGAAGCGGCUGCAAAUCAAGGCCAGACGUCUGUGGAGGAUUCCUUUGCUAAAUCCAUGGCUGCUGCUAAAGAGAUCGCCCAAAAGCUGGGGGGCCAACAGGGCGGGCCUUCUCCCUGGGUGUCCAAUGGCGCCAACCGGGGAAGGAUCCGGCCCAACCUCCCUGCCCCCGCAGGGAGGGGAAACAGGAGAGCAGCUAUGACGGGUAGACCUGCACCUCUGAAUACCUUCCUCUCCAUGCGAUCGCAAACUCCUGGUUUAAUGGGACCAUUUCCAAUAGAAGUACCAUCAUUCUCUGAUAGCCUCACAAGGGCUCUGAAUCCUCAGCCACCAAGUGGUGCACCUGGGACAGUCGGGUGUACGCUCACAUCAGCCCCUGCACCGGUACCUGAACCGAUGCCCACAUCAGCAUCUGCACCGGUGCCCACAUCAUCACCCGCACCAGCACCUGCUCCGGUGCCUGCAUCAACACCUGCACCUGUACCUGCAUCGUCGAUGUCAAGACCUCCACCAUUUGAUCCUAAACAUCCACCGCCGAUGUUAAGACCACAACCAUGUGAUCCUAAAAAUCUACCACCGAUGUUCAGACCUCCACCAUUUGAUCCUAAACAUCCACCGCCGAUGUUCAGGCCUCCGCCAUUCGAGGCUAAAUCUGCACCACUAGUUUCUAAACCUGCCCCAGUGGAGGCAAAGCCUGCACCACCUGCAGCUACCUCUGCACUGUCUAAAAGUACCCUUGCUCCAUCUGUUGGUAAACCAGCACAACCAACAAUGAUAAAGAUUGUGUCUGACGUGGCAGCUCCUGGCGUUCCAGAGAGCGAGCAAACUCGUACGGUGUUUGUCAAGCCUCCACCUCUCACGACCAUGGCUGACGGAGCUCAGAAGUCUGACAAACACAAGAGUAAUCUGGCUGCAGCCAAAGCCCAGGACUUAUUCGACAUCUUCUACAGCAGUGUUGGCCAAACGGGCCCCUCCUCCAUCACCAAACCAGCAGCAGAUGUCAGAGCUGACGAGAGCAGCACCAGUAAAAUUCAGCUCCCUACCCCACAAGCAUCAGAACCAACACCUCAGGGUCAGCCAGUGACCCAGUCCCAACCGCCCUCUGAGGUCUGUAAAUCUCCGCUACCAGCCUCACGAAGUUCCCAAACCCAACCAGAGUCACCACGUCUCCAAAUCAGACAAGAGUCACUAAUUCCCCAAACCCAACCAGAGUCACCAACUCCUCAAACACAACCAGAGUCACCAAGUCCCCAAACCCAGCCAGAAUCAGACAUUCAAAUUGCAUCAGUUUGGUCCUUGCAGUCCACCCAAGAUCCAACAGCUAAGGUGGCUCCAUCUGGAACACAAAGAAACCAAUCAAAACUGAGUCCACCAGCCCAUUUUGAGGCUCAGAGUGUACCCAAAAACCAGUCCUCAUCUCCUAAAUCUGACUCCCAAAACACCCAACAAACCAAGCCUGCUGAGCUGGACCCAACCCCUCAACCUCAGUCCCAGCCCAAAGAGCACCAACCAGACCAGAAUACCCAUCCUGACAGAGCUCCAGAACCUGAGCUCAAGCCAAUCCCCAAAACUAGGAGCAAGAGAACUCCUCCUGCCCCCCGCCCUGUCCGACAAACCAGAUCUCAAACCAGAUACCAAACACGGCGGCAGCAGCAGAGCCAGUCUGAGCCAGAGCUCGAGAUGCCAUCAGGGGACUCUGAUUUGGUAGAUUCAUACUCAAAGGGUCUGGAUACGUCAGAUCCUGGCUCUGGGUUGGAGGCAGAGGAGGGGGCACCCACAGAGGAUGACCCUGGGAAAAUGGAGAUCACCCCAGAAACCCUGGGCCUCCCCUCAGAUAUAACCUCCCUGAACUUUGAUUACAAUUUUAACUUUGAGUAGGAGCUGCCCAGACAGGGUGUGUCUGUAAAAUCUCUCCAGGAAGUCUUUGGUCAGUAAGCUUUUGGACUUAAAGGCAGCUGGAUGUCACGUGGCAAGAAAGACAAUGACAAUGACACUGACCUUCAUCUGUUUCAAGAACCAAUUUCGACAUUUAGGGAAACCCUCUUGUAGUCCGCCCUCUUCAGAGUCAGAUGUUGGAUAUCAGUUUGAAUCCAGUACAGAUGUGGUGAGUCCUUGGAUGGCGAAGGGAUGACAUGUUCUACUCUCCAUCUGAUUGGCUCGUACUCGUUGCCUUCGUGGGUCGGAUUGGUUACGAUUUGGCACGAGGAGUGGGAUUCGUGAGGGUAAGACUGGCAGGUCAUUCCUUCGUUGUCCUAGGAUUUGCAAAAUUUGGGUCCAGGAUGUCUCUGCACCUGCAACAAAAUUUCCCCAAAACAAUCAAUGUGAAAAUAAUUGCUUCAAAGUAUUUCCUUUGUGUUCAGAGUUACUUUACAAGGUCAGAAGGUAUGAAUCUGUUCUUCAUGGUUAUCGGACACAAUCUACGGUCCCACAGAAGGUGGAGACAUUUUUAAGGGGUUGUGAGAAAAUCAUCAGGACAAGAAAUAUGAAAUAUUGGACUUUAUUCUUGUGAAUUACUGGAUAAUAUUUCUUCUUUAGGCGUCUAAAAUUACACAAAUAAUCACUUAUUGUUUGCGACCCACAGAAAUGUGUCUUAUUUUAAGGGUUUAAGAGAAAAUGUUUUGGAAAUCUUUAUGAAAAAUUAAGAAAUCACAAACUCAUCAAACUAAUACCCGUCUUUUCAGCCGACUGUGAAAUAAAUGUGACACUGUUUUCUUUGAGGGUCACAGAUUUCUCUUUGUCCACAGGUUUAAAUGUGUCGUCCUGCAGGUGAGGAGCUGAACGCAAUACCUGUUGUUUUUCUUGUUUUAUACUUUAACUUAAUUUCUGUUGAAACGGCGACGAGUGACAAAAAAGAGUCGGACCAAAAGCAGCUCGGUUCAUUCUGCCGUUGAGCUGAAUCCGGGUUCGUGUUUGACGUACUGAUCUGAGGUCAGUGCUCGUGUGUCAGAAAACAAACACUCGCCUUGUAAAAUCUGUUGCUUCAAGUAGUUUUAAUAAAAGUUAGUGAAGAAUCGA